ACCUAAAAAAAAUGAACCAAUCCCAAACUUUUGAAUGAUAGUGUAUUUACAACUAGAAUGGUUUCAAAGAAAAAGUCAUUCUCAAAAUUGAUAGUACUAACACGUAGAUAAAAUAUGUUCAUUUUGUCUUCAUUGUCCUGUGCCAUGAUGUCACUGUUUUAGCGUUCUGUUUGUAGUGUCGGCUGCUGGACAGUUGGGGGCAGCAGGCAGGUAUGAGCCACUGGAACAUGCAGAGAUGCAAUCUGGAAAUAAUUUUCACAGAUUCGAGCUGCACGUUGAAAAAAAUGAAUGCCUCGCACUUCCUGCUUCAUCACAGCACGAUUCCACAGAAUGAUGGGGGAGAAUCAGAGGAAGAAGCUGGAGGCUGUCAGCUACUCUUCACGCUACGCACUUGGACUCUUCUACAAAGCCGACGCACGAAUCGACGUCCCUUGGGCGGCCAAGUACGUCUCCAAUAAUCCCUGCAUUCGCUUCAUCGCCAUAGAUGAUAAAAAACGCAAUUUAGCAUCGAAGGACUGCGGACCUUCUGUGGUGGUCCACACCAGUGUGCCCUUUGGCAUCCAGCACCUGGAGGAGGAAAAGAAUGUGGUACAGCCCAUCAUCCUGAAAGAGCUGGAAAAGGUGAUGCCAGAGCUUCCUGAACCUGACAGCAUCAAGUGUCAGAAAUGGAGGUACUCACAGGUGACCAGAUCGGUGGCUGAUUGCCCUGGGCAGAUGACACUGCUCUCCCAGCCUCUGCUGGUGUGUGGUGGGGACAGCUUUACACACUCCAAUUUCGACGGCUGCAUCGAGUCUGCCCUGAAGGUCUUUGAUGUUCUGAAGUCUUCUCUCUAAAAGGGGGGUGGGAAAGUGCGCCUUUAUUUUUGUUUUUUUGUUAUGGAGGAUGGAACACUGAUUUAGAUUUAAGCCCCUCCCUGCAGGAAGAUGGAUGUACUGCACAAAGAACAGUAGAUCUGUCUGCCCUGUGUCUGCAGACAUGCAUUUUGUUACAAUAACCAAUUAUACCGUCUGUGCCGGAUGCUGAGGAUUAGAGGACAACAGAGCACUGCGCAGGUUCAGUUGUGAUGAAGGCUAGUGCCUCAUACUGGCUUAGACACAGUAUCUUGGACUACGGUUUUCUGAUGUGUAGCAAACAUUAUGUAUGCGUUCAGGUAUUCUCAACCUUCCCCUGUGAUUUAGUUUCAGAUUAAUAAAGUUAUUAAAACAUU
Molecule: messenger RNA, 1208 nt
Organism: Pimephales promelas (fathead minnow)
Lineage: Eukaryota; Metazoa; Chordata; Actinopteri; Cypriniformes; Leuciscidae
Source: RefSeq, a predicted model, not a curated record